Messenger RNA from Xyrauchen texanus (razorback sucker), 3036 nucleotides. RefSeq names its product protocadherin 20 (gene pcdh20l). Gene Ontology annotation, biological process: homophilic cell-cell adhesion. Gene Ontology annotation, cellular component: plasma membrane. Lineage: Eukaryota; Metazoa; Chordata; Actinopteri; Cypriniformes; Catostomidae. The coding region runs from base 65 to 2566 and encodes 833 amino acids. The record is from RefSeq and is a predicted model, not a curated record. Gene Ontology annotation, molecular function: calcium ion binding. The transcript is spliced from 2 exons.
CACAUUUCAUGCUCACAGAGUUCAACAUGUUCUCGAAGAGUAGACAGCUCAAGAUGACAACACAAUGACAUUGUCCACUGUACAGUGGGUGCUUCUCUUGGCAUCUGCUGGGCAAAUCAAAAGCCAUACGCUGCAUUUCACCAUCCAAGAGGAGCAAAGUGCAGGCGCUAAAAUUGGAACUCUAAGAACGCACUACUCGCCUCCAUACCAGCUCCUUGGUGAGAAGUACAUCAGGGUGGAUAAAAACACAGGAGAUUUGUAUACAACAGAACGCAUUGACAGAGAAACCUUGUGUUCAUCACAGCUGGAUGGAGAAUGUACUGUUUCAGAUAAUGCACUUGUGAGUCCUAAUUCUGAACUGGUGCAGAUAAUUGUCACUGUGGAAGAUAUUAAUGACAAUUCUCCUUAUUUUGAAAGGAGUGAGAUUUCUUUAAGCAUACCUGAAGAUGCACAGAUUGGUACGGGUUUUCCACUGGACGACCAAGCUAUAGAUGAGGACAUUGGCAGCAAUGCUGUGAUACAUUACCAUUUAGAAGGUUCCAAUGGCUUUUUCGGCAUUAGACAAGACUGGGAUGCACUUGAGUUGGUUGUACAAAAGCAGCUAGAUCGGGAAACGGUUGAAAACUACUUUUUGGUUCUUGUUGCAGUAGAUGGAGGUUCAUUACCACAUAGCGCUACGGCUAAUCUCAAUGUAACUGUAACUGAUGUUAACGACAACUGCCCAGAGUUUGACACCGAUAGUCCUCACAUUGCUACUGUACAAGGAUUAGGAACCAAAGGCGCUGCAGUGGCACAACUUAAAGCCACAGACAAAGACCUGGGCCAAAAUGCCCAUAUCACAUUCUCCUUCAGUCCUCAGAUCUCUGACAGAGCCAAAACGCUCUUUCACAUAAAUGGACACACAGGUCUGAUCAGCUUAGCUGUGGAUGUGAAGGUUGACAGUCUUGAGGAGCACACGUUGAAAGUCGUCACAAAUAGCCCACUUUGCCCCCCUGUGCAAAUUCAGGUAACUGUAUACAUCCAACCGGCGGUUAGCCUAGAGCCAGCCAUAAAGAUCAAGUUUGUCGCCGAGCAUAAAAACCAAGUGAUUGUGUUACGUGAAAAUGAGACCCCCACCAUAUUGGCCCUCUUGGAGAUGAAAGACACUUCUGGGGUUAAAGGCAUUCUGUCCUUAGAAGCAAACGGCAUGCCAUUUUCUUUGAAACCGCAAGCCAGCGGCUAUUUGCUUUCAACAUUAAAACCGCUAGAUUUUGAGAUGUGCAGUGAAUAUGAUGUUACAGUAGUUAUUUCUGAUGUUCAAGGUGAACGCCUGCAUGGAAAAGAGGUGAUCAAAGUCAUGGUUGAGGAUGUGAAUGAUAACGCCCCAAAGUUCCAACAAGCACGCUAUGAAAUUAAAAUCAAGGAGAACAAUAAGCCAGGAGUAUUUCUGCUAAAAGUCACAGCUAGUGAUGCAGACAGCCGUCAGUUUGGCAAAGUGACGUAUUGGCUUGUAAACAGGGGGCCAUUUAGAAUUAACGAAGACUCUGGAGUGAUAUCAAUAUCGGAGUCUUUGGACAGAGAACAGCAGGGGACAUAUAACCUGACGGUGCUGGCCAAAGACGGUGGCAUUCCACCUCAGGAGGCCUUUGCGAUAGUGUCCGUAGGCGUAUUGGAUGAGAACGACAAUCCGCCCACUUUUCCAACCCCACAUUUUUACUUUUUUGUGUCCGAGAGCAUUCCACAUCUCUCGCAAGUUGGCAAAGUCCCCGUAAGUGAUGCUGACGAAGGAGAAAAUGGAAGGGUCAUGGACAUGCGCAUCUUAAACAGCACCAUCCCCUUCGCCAUUGACCUUGCGCAAGGAUCGCUUCGUAAUACGGGGGAAGUCGACCGUGAGAAGCAAGACCGCUACGAGCUUUUAGUUCUUGCUGUAGAUGGCGGUAGUCCUCCGCUUUCCACCACGGUGCAAAUUACGGUUUUUGUGGAGGAUGUAAACGACAAUCAACCGCAGGUCAUCCUUCCUAGCAGCAACCUCUCUUGUUUGACCAUAUCUCCAACUACAAGAAAAGGAAGCAUGGUAACAAAGAUAUUCGCCAUUGAUGAGGACUCAGGUAUGAAUUCGUAUAUCACUUACGAGAUCAUUGCAAGAGAACCAGCUCUCCAAAGCCCCUUCAAUAUUGACCAGCGCACAGGAAACAUCACACUGGCCCAUGAUCUGCGCAACGAGCAUCACGUCAUGCACCAUCUCUUCAUAGUCGUUCGCGACGAAGGGAAGCCGACCUCAUUGCAGACAACCGUGUGGGUCAACGUUUUAGUCAAUGAGACUUUGGAAAAAUGCCACGUGAAUGAGGUUCCACAAUACACAUCACCAACGAUACCCCCUCCGACCCCACUUUCUUCCAAAGACUGCAUAUGUGAAUCCAAAAUGUCGCUUCUAUUUCUCUGCGGCCUGGGCCUGAUGGUUCUCUCAGUCUUUGUUCUUCUGGCAGUUGUUGCGCUGUUUAUGCAGCACAGAAACACGAAAAGGAAAGUGGACAAAAAGAGGAAAUGGGACACUAAAAACUUGCAUGAACUGAAACGUUUAAAUUAAAAGAACGUUCUUGCAGUUAUACCAGGGGGAAAAUGUUCAAAUGUUUUUUAAAGGUUGUAUAAAUGUUAAAAAAGAGUACAAAAGUUUUGUAUAAAAAAUUUUUGCUAAUGAAAGACCUGGCUGAUGAUGUUUGCUUGCUGAAUUUUAAAAACAAAACAAAAAAUCUUUAAAACAUUUAAAAGAGGAGUUAAAGAGGAGGAUCAGUGCAUUUCAAGUGGACUAAUGGACUAUGUUCUGUACAUCUUUACGUGUCAACAGGGGUGUAACAUUAUAUGAAAAGGAAAUAUUUGCAUGGGCAGUCAUGUGGAAAGAAAAAUGCACCUUUUUUAAUUUUUCCCAUGAUUCUCAUCCUCUUGUGAGAAAUACUGCAGACUUUAGUGGCAUUUACUCAUUAAUGUAUGUUAGUCAUGCUCUAUAUAAUCAAUAUGCCGGCUGCAUUCAGCACAAAUAUAUAGAUCAGUGUGUCAAAA